AUGACCUGCGGUGCGCUGACGGUGAACUGGCAAGUGUGUUGUUUAUACACUCUCGAGGCCGGUUAUCUGGUGCAUCAACUCAACGAAGGGAAGGGGAUUAAAGCUGCUUUUAUUCAGAACAAAGCAAAGUGGCACAAACAUUAUGUGGAGCCGGUCGAAUUAUUUCCAACGAUCAACUUUGAAUGUGCAGGAUUUAUUACUGAUAAUUAUCAUACGGAAGAGCAAAAGAGUGAAUAUAUCGCAAAAGUUAAACAAUAUUUUAACAUUGGUCCCGAAAACGGUGCCAAGAAUAGUUUGUGUAGUGGAAACGAAACGGAAAACUUGUCGGUAACAAAAUCGAACGUUGUUACUUUAAAAGAUGUUAUCAAUCAAAAGCAAGAUAUAAGCGAUGUAGAAAGCACAUUUGAUGAUAGUGAUAAGGAUAAAGACUAUGAGCCAAGAUGUAGUACGAGCAGCGAAAGUGAUAGCGAAGUUGAACGUCAAACUGUUAGUUCAAAUACCGAAAAGAAGAGACGACGUUUAAUCAAAAAAAUUAAGAAGUUACCUUUGGCCAAUCUUGAAAGCAAAUUUAACAUCGAAGUGGUGGCUAAAAGGAAGAAAUCAAAUAACUCAAAUAUUAUGUCGACAUCAUUACAACAGGCUAAUUGUAAUACAAUUAUUACUAGUUGCGAAGAAGCUACAAUUAAAAAACAAGGCACAGAAAACAUAUUGCAAAAAGCUCACUGUUGUAAAAACACCAUCGCGCCGGAUAAUACCAGUAGCGAAAAAUGUUUGGAAAAUAUCCAGAAUCCGGCUUCUUCUAAUAACAUCGAACACUUUGAGGAACCCAACAAUAAAACAAAGAAAGUAGCAAAAAAACUUACUCGUGACCAAAAAGAGAAAAGAGAUAAAAGUAAACAUCCUCUUAGGGAAAAAUGUAAAAACCUAUGUAGAAGAAAAUGCGCUGAAUUAGAUGAAGACACGCGAACAGUUAUUUGGAAUUACUACUGGUCUAUGGAUUAUACGAGUCGCCGAAAAUGGCUUAGUAUAAACAUGUUACUUUAGUUCCAAUCAAACGCAAAUGUUCUAACUCUCAACAUAAUCAAGCAGAAUCUAGGCUAUAUUCUUUACCAAAAUUGCCUGAUAAUACAGAAA
This is a messenger RNA of Photinus pyralis (common eastern firefly), 1134 nucleotides long. RefSeq lists its product as uncharacterized. The record is from RefSeq and is a predicted model, not a curated record. Bases 1 to 1044 code for a protein of 347 amino acids. The transcript has 6 exons. Lineage: Eukaryota; Metazoa; Arthropoda; Insecta; Coleoptera; Lampyridae.